Molecule: messenger RNA, 1212 nt
Organism: Ostreobium quekettii
Lineage: Eukaryota; Viridiplantae; Chlorophyta; Ulvophyceae; Bryopsidales; Ostreobiaceae
Source: the annotation of a GenBank genome assembly
AUGCAGGUACCAAUCUUGCAAACACAGUCAACACGGGUGAUUAAAGAAAGCAAACAGCAGGAGAAGAAAAGGCCAAACAGAUGCAACGCAGGUGGAGCAGCAUGUCCUCACCCCGAAGAGCUAGCCCAAGUGGCUCCUCAGGAGCUUUUCGCAGAGCAACUUCAACUGCCCCAAGACUUUUGCCAAGAUAUGGAAAAAUACAACAAACUGCUGGUUGAUAAUUUUGGUGAUGCAGAUUGCUUUGGGUCGAACAAGUCUUUUCUCCACGUUGAGGAGCUGGAGGCAGCACAGCAGCAGUUCAUGGCCAACCUGGAGGCACUGCCCACCAGCAGCACCAACAGGCCAAAUCCAGGAGGGACAGUUGGAAAGAAGCUGCGCGCUGCAGCUCUCGUCAAAGCAGAGGAAUGGCUGCUGCAGCCCCCGCCAAAUGCGCCACAAGGCGCCGUCAAGGCCCUCUGGAAGGAGGUCGUGGAUGAGCUGCGGUUCCUAUCAGCAGACUGGAAGUGCAGUGAAGAGGAUGCCAUCCACUGGCGCAACAGGUUCCUGAGGGCCAUUCUUGCAGGUCACAAACGUUGCAAUCUCAAGGCCCCUGUGCAAGUCGAUGUACCACAGAAUCCCAACUGCCAAGGCCCUGAAUUGUGGCUGCCCGCUGAAUGCUGGAAGGCAGCAGCGCAUGUGAUAGGAGGGGAAUGGCCAUGCGAUGAAGCAGCAAGCAAUCUGGACUCCCCGUCCACCAGCCCCAAGGAACGUCAAUCAUUGAGCAGGUCAUCGAUUCAGCGGGGAGGAAGAGCAGCGACACAUUGCACGCAUCAAGCUCGCCCGAGCACUUUUGUGCCCAAAGGGACCAUGCGCUGUUGUGAAGAUGACAGAGACCGCACCCGUGACAUCUGCACGUCUGAGCUUGCCCCCAAACCAGCAGGCCCGACGCCGCCCAUCAUAAUGUUGCAGCCGUUUUCAGCAACACCGUAUCUCCUAACAGAAUGGUGGUUUUAUCCCAUCAAGAGAUCUCCAAUUCUUUUAGUUGAUCUUGGAAGGAACAGCAGCAGGUUAUCGCCUUCUGCGGAGAGUAGAACCUACAUUCAUGUGGUGUGGGUAAUAUACCGACUGUCCAAAGCGUUUCGGCUGGCAGUUAAUAAGUUGGUAAUGAACAUAGCUUUAUCCCAGGCUGAUGUUCCAGCAUAUGCGUUAGCAGCGCUGCGAAGGAAGUACUGA